UCCCAGCCCUCGUCUUCUUUUCUCCUCCUUUCCCGCCAUCUGGUUCCAGCCAAUGGGCGGCGCCCAGUGAAGCUCUCGACCAAUGGGGCGACGGCUUGUGGUGUGGGUGGGUGUGGCCGAGGGCUGCAGCGUGUGCUGAGUGUGUCUCAGUCGGUGUGAGUGUGGCGUGCGGACGUGUCUGUGCGGAGCUGUGUGUGUGCGGGGAUCUCAGUCAUCUCGUCCUAGCUGCUCCGGCGGCGCGGGUGUCCGCCCGUAUCCCAGCCCGCCAAGGGGGAGGCACGUCCGGGUGUCAUCCGCAGACGGUGUGGUGCUGCUGUACGUGGCUUAGCCGCUCCUCCGCUGCCGCAUUGUGCGCAUCCCUCGUCACAUAACAAAGACAACGUCCAUUGGAAGGCGGCAGAGUUGUGUUGUCUCUCUGGAAAAUCUGCAUUGAGUUUCUUCAAGCAACUUGUCUACAACCGCAGCUAAAAACCACUUAGGGAGCACAUCCAUUUCUAACCCCCUCGCCCUCUAGGCCUGUGAAAAUGUGCAGCUCCAAUGGCCGUAUCUGGUUUCUGACAGACAGAAGGAUAAAGGACGACUAUCCCCAGCAGGAAAUUCUCCGCGCGCUCAAGACAAAAUGUUGCGAAGAAGACCUCGAGUUCCGGUAUCUGCUCAUGGACGAGGUGGUCUUGACCAUCGAACAAGGAAACCUAGGUCUCCGUGUGAGUGGAGAGUUCAUCACGUCCUAUCCUCAGGUGGUUGUAGUCCGUGUGCCCACUCCCUGGGUGCAAAGUGACAGCGACAUAACCGUCCUCAGGCACUUGGAAAAGAUGGGUUGUCGACUGAUGAACAGACCACAGGCCAUUCUCAACUGUGUCAACAAGUUCUGGACAUUUCAGGAGCUAGCUGGUCAUGGCGUGCCCCUGCCAGAUACGUUUUCUUAUGGUGGUCAUGAAAACUUCUCCAAAAUGAUUGAUGAGGCCGAAGUCUUGGAAUUCCCCAUGGUGGUUAAGAACACCCGGGGGCAUAGAGGUAAGGCUGUGUUUUUAGCCCGGGAUAAGCAUCACCUGGCUGACCUGAGUCAUCUCAUCCGGCAUGAAGCCCCCUACCUGUUCCAGAAAUACGUGGAGGAGUCGCACGGCCGGGACGUGAGAGUCAUUGUAGUCGGUGGCCGUGUGAUCGGCACCAUGCUGCGGUGCUCUACUGACGGCAGAAUGCAAAGCAACUGCUCACUAGGAGGCAUUGGAGUGAUGUGCACGCUCAGCGAGCAGGGCAAGCAACUGGCCAUUCAAGUCUCCAACAUCUUGGGAAUGGAUGUGUGUGGCAUUGAUUUGCUCACCAAAGAAGACGGCUCCUUUUGUGUCUGCGAGGCCAAUGCAAACGUGGGCUUUAUUGCGUUCGACAAAGCUUGCAACAUGGACGUAGCCUCCAUGAUCGCUGACUAUGCCCUUUCGCUUCUGCCAAGUCGACUGACCAGAAGAAUGUCCCUCCUUUCUGUCGUGUCCAGCGCGAGCGAGACGAGCGAGCCCGAGCUGCCUGGCGGAACCUCCGGCACGGGCGUUGACGUGCCCGCUCCUCUCCUCCAUCACCAUGAAGCCGGAGACAGCAUGAGUGCCAGCUCCAGCUCUGUGGACAGUGAUCCUGACACUGCCACCGAGAGGGAGCUCCUCACCAAGAGCGCCAUCUUUAACAUGAACCAGCUUCUUGCCAGCGAAAUCAAGCUCUUGGUGGAAUAGAAGAU
Molecule: messenger RNA, 1723 nt
Organism: Hyla sarda
Lineage: Eukaryota; Metazoa; Chordata; Amphibia; Anura; Hylidae
Gene: RIMKLB
Product: ribosomal modification protein rimK like family member B
Exons: 7
Coding region: 525-1718 (397 amino acids)
Biological process (GO): protein modification process
Cellular component (GO): cytoplasm
Molecular function (GO): metal ion binding; ligase activity, forming carbon-nitrogen bonds; ATP binding
Source: RefSeq, a predicted model, not a curated record